Anarrhichthys ocellatus (wolf-eel) is the source of this 3537-nucleotide messenger RNA. RefSeq names its product transmembrane protein 168a (gene tmem168a). Lineage: Eukaryota; Metazoa; Chordata; Actinopteri; Perciformes; Anarhichadidae. The coding region runs from base 238 to 2319 and encodes 693 amino acids. The record is from RefSeq and is a predicted model, not a curated record. The transcript has 6 exons.
GUCGUUUAAAGCGCAAAGGAAAAAAACUGAAGAAAAACGAAGCUCGAGUGUUUUGACACUUGCGAGAUGCCGUACUUCAGAAUCCGGAAGCACUGCUGCUGUCAUCUAAACAAACAACAUGGGCUGAUUUUGGAGGAUGUCAUCAAGAGGUGUUGUCCUCCAUAUGCAAACCUGUGCAAAUCAGACUGGUGACUGGAAGAAAUUAACUGUAUUCGGUUAAGCUUUUUUAAAUCAGCAAUGGCUCGGGAGGAAGAUGAAGAGGAGCUGACUGUCGAGGAGCCCAAGCAGGUGGACAUGUUUACAUCUGUGCGUUGCCUGGGCUACCUGUCCAGCGUCAACCUCCUUGUGGCUGUAUGCGUCGGCAUGUACGCGCGCUGGGAGGUGACGAGUGAACCGAUGAUCCUGGUCAUCUUCAUCCUUGGCCUCUUUGUCCUGGGGAUUGCCAGCAUCCUCUAUUACUACUUUGCUAUGGAGAAAGCUAGCCUCAGCUUGUUCCAUUUGUGGUGCGGCUUCUUGCUUGGCCUCCUCUGCUUCCUCAACAGCUCCAGCUUGAAUUCAAAUGUCAAGGAGCUGGUCGCCAACUAUCUCCUGUUGGCCAGUGUAAUCAUGAAAACAGUGUGGGCUUUAACUGAGCGAAUAUGCAGCUCAAUCCAUAACAAACCCACCCUGCUCACAUCAACUGAGCUACUGGAGCUCCUGGGAUUUGGCAUUGCCAGCACUGCCAUGCUUCUUCACAAGUCAGUGGCCAUUGUAGGUUUGGUGGUGGCCCUGGGGGCUCUCAUAGUGGACCUGAGGAUGAAAUCCCUCCUGGCUUUGCCUAACCUGGUCAGUUUUGCCUUGGUCACCUCUCUGGUGUUCUUCCAGGCCUUAGGCAUCACAGCCAACCCUUAUGCUUUAGGCUGCUACAUGGGCAGGCUGCUGUGUGAGCCUGUGUUGGAUGUGUACUUCAGUGGGCUGGGGCCCAGCGAGCGCUGGACACCAGUGCUCUCCCUUGGGACGGUGUGGAGGAGGCUGUCUCUGCUGCCGCUGAGUCUGAUGGAGCUGGCCUUCUUCGUCGUGGCUGCCUUAAAGCUCGGCCACUUGGAGCUCUGGUAUCUGGUGAUUCCAGGCUUCUGUCUGUUUGGCCUUUUCUGGUUCAUCUGCCACAUAAUUCUGCUGAUGACAAUCUGGGGCUUCCACACCAAGUUGAGUGAGUGUCAGAGGGCUUGGCAGUCUCAGCGAUCCAGAAGCCGGAGUCUCAACCAAGUCAUGGCCUCCAGGGGCAUCCGACACUUCUGCCUCAUUUCAGAACGGCUGGUGUUCUUUAGUAUGCUGUCAACGGUCAUACUGGGAGCUGUUUCCUGGCAGCCCUCCAACGGCCUCUUUCUCUGCGCUCUGCUGGUGGUGCUGCCUUUGGAGUCUCUGACCCACGGCUUGUUCCACGAGCUGGGCAGCUGCCUGGGGGGAACCUGUGUUGGCUACGCCCUGGUCAUACCUACUGCUUACUCCAGCGCCGACGGCCAGCCCACUCUCCUACCACCUGAGCAGGUCCAACAGCUGAACAUGCGCUCAACGGGUAUGCUGAACAACGUGCAGCGCCUCUUCUCCUACCACAUGAUCCAGACGUUUGGUUGUGACUACUCCACCAGCGGUGUUACGCUGGAGGCCGUGCAGACGAAGCUACGCAGCUUCCUGGAGCUUCGUACAGAAGACGGGCCCCGUCAUGACACCUAUCUGAUUUUCUACAGCGGGCAUACACACAAAGGCACCGGUGCUUGGGCUCUGGCUGGAGGUGAGAGCGUCCACAUGGCCCAGCUGCUGGAGUUGUGGAAGGAGAAGAACGCGGGCCACUUCUCCCGCCUCAUCCUCGUCUUGGACACGGAAAACUCCCUCCCCUGGGUGAAGGACAUCCGCAGGGUGGACGGCAUCUACGUAGCCGUGCAGGGUGCCGAGCUGUCCGCCACCAGGGUCGACCCGGAGCCCGGGGACGUCCCCCUCCUCGGGGACUUCACGGCCGAAUGGGUGGAGUUCAACUGCAACCCAGACAGUGACACCCAGUGGUCGGAAAAGGGAAGGACCGUGACGGCGGCAUACGGCGUGUCCAAGCGCUGGAGCGACUACACCCUUCACCUGCCCACUGGAAGCGAUGUGGCCAAGCAUUGGAAGACCCACUUUCCCAAGGCUACGUAUCCCAUGGUGCACCUUUCCAACUGGUGCUGUGGCCUCAACCUGUUCUGGGUGUGCAGCGUGUUCCUGCGCUGCUUCAGGAGGUGUAAGCUAGCUUGGUUCCCACCGGCUGUACUGGACACUGGGCAGGGCAUUAAACUGGUGCACUCUUAGGUAAUGACAGAGAUUGUACAUGUACAUUGUCACGCUGGUAGUUUGUUUUUGAACAGCUGGGUACGAUGUGUUUAUAGAAAGGAAAGUGUACACCUAUGAUACUCAUGCACAAACAUGCACACAGGUUUUACCCCAUGAGUACAAUGUGGCCUUCAACAACUUCCAAAUUCAUUUUUGCAUUAUGUUUAAUUGCUAUAAUGCAGAGAUAUUGUGCUGAUAAUUUAAUGUCCAAACAUAGGCUCAAUAUUAUAUUGUGUAACCCAAAAUGAUGGAAUGAAAAAGCACAGAAAGCUUUUUAUGGUGAGAGAUAUCACAAUUAUGGUGAAUAGCACUUUGUCAUGUACGGAACUAUGAUUUCUUAAUAUAUGAUGAUAUCUUGGGGCUGUGUGAUAUAUUAUGUUUUUGAAUACUAUUUUGCCAAUACUGUACAAUUAUUUUUUUUUUUUUUUUUUGGGAAAAGUUUACUGGUUAUCUCUUUUUGUUAUAAAGUUUGAUGAUUUUCUAAAUCACAGCGUCUUAAAGUGCCUUGAAGAUGGAUUUGGGUUGAUCUUUAAUAUGGUGGCCUUAUAUUUUUUUUUUUUGGUACAUGCAAAUGUGUGUGUAUAGCUCCGUGCCUCUUGUUUAUAUCUGAGAAUAGACCAACGAUGGCUGCUGUGGGGCUGAACUCAACGACCCUCUGGUUACAGGACAGUCGAACCUCGAGGCCGACUGGACACUUUUGCUGUGGGAUCUUUCCCUUCAUCACUUUCCAACCUUCCAGAUAUGCAUUUAUUCCUGAAUUGGACCAAGACAGAUGCUUUCGUCUUGAGGCCGUGUAUUAUCACUAGACAUUGUCCCUGUACUGUGCCUCAUCCUGUUAAUUUACACCAAUGAGUUCAAGUUGAAGAAGUCAUUCGCUCCGUACAAACGCAGCACAUUCAAGUUUUCUAGACGUCGUCCUUGCCACGCUUUGAAAAAGUGACUUGUCACGAAUAACGACUAUUCAAGAAGCUCCCAAUGUUUUUUAUUGGUGCACUGACCUUAAGAACUCCUAUUGACUAUCCUUUAUUUUCUCCUUUAUUGGCUGUGUUGGCUCUCGCUCCUACACAACCUUAAACUCUGGAGUGGAUUGCUGCCUUAAUGGUGUCAAGUGGCCACAUGUUCAUUCCCCUUGUGCCUCUCUUGAGUUAUGCCUGACGUUGUCAACAUUAAACUCUGAUAAUAAACUGAUUAAACAUC